AAAUCGAUUAUUUACGGUGAUUUAUUCAAUUGCUGACACAGAGYUCACUUCGCACAAGAGCASCAGCCAAAAAAUCUCCAAAUCCACGAAAAGAUGUGAUAAAAUCAUCCACCGCCUACAUCAAGAAAACCUUUGAUAUUGUGUCUGUCACUCAACUGAUUGCCUGGCUGAAGAAGAGUAGCCUUGGCUCUUCGUCGGGUGGGAUGAUGGUCAGACGAUUUUCCUUGGCCUUUCAGUGCAUGUUCUUUGUUUCUGCGAUGGUUGUUUCAUAUGGUACUUUAGUCACUAAUGCUCCGAAAACUGUGUACAUAGCAUCGACGACUGGUCAGAUCGACAAAUCAUUUCAUGAAGCUUUGAAUUCCGCCAUUAACUACAUCAACAAAGUGUCAAAUCUCCUACCAGAAACAAACGUUAAGCUUCUUAUUAAUGCAAAUCAGACCUCAGUUCAAGAGAACCUACUUGAGUAUGUGCAAUCAAUAUCUCAUCAUGACGUCAUUGCCCUUCUGGUUGAGUCACGAACUAUUCCUCCCCAUGAUGUCCUCAGUAGAAUGCUUCAUAUUCCAUUGGUCACAAUGCAUGAGUCACAUGACCAGUAUUCAACCAAUAGAGGUCUUCCGAAAUACAACGUGUGCCUGGGAACAAGCGGAUAUGAGAUAGGRCAGGCCAUGAGGGAUGUAAUAAAGCAGCAGAAAUGGARUGACAUAAUUGUAAUCUAUGAUAUACGAUGGCGCAAUCAAGCAAAUUCUUUUAUAUCUCUUCUUCCAACAAAUAGUUCUUUUAGUAAAUUGACUUUAGAGGUAGAAAACGAAAACACAAUAUGUGGAGAUACCAAGAGACAGUUGCAGAAUCUUCAUAAUGCCCCUGUAGAAGCAGUGGUCUUGUUCUUUGAUUUUAAACUUGCUGUAGAUGUUAUAGAUCAGGUCCACUGCGCAUGUUCUUAUAAAAUAGAGAAACCGCAUGCUUGGYUGAUUGCAGACAUGUUGACGUCACUCACUUUUCCAGCCCAAUCCUCCCAAGUCGUGAUAGGGUUCAUGCCUAAAAUAGAAUCUAAUAAUUUCACCCAGCAYCUUGGAAAAGAUAUCAAUGUCAACAUGAAAUCAUUCUAUAAUUCUUCCUUAUUCGCGUUUGACGCCACAUUAGUCACUGCCCAUGCGCUGCAGAAUGUCAUCAGUAAAGGACUAUGGGUAAAUAGGAACAAAACAACGAGUAUCAMASUUUCAGCGAAUGGACCACGCAUCUAUCAAGAAAUGAAAAAGGCAAACAUCAACAGCACAACUGGGCGUAUUACACUUGGAGACGACUCAAGUAGACGAGGCAUGAAGUUUGAUGUCCUUAAUUUGCAGCAUAACCGCUUUGUCAAGGUGGGCCGAUGGGAUUCAACCAAGAGGUUAAGGUUGUCUCAGAAGAUAGUCCAAAAUAAACCGACAGCCGGUGUAGUCCCUCUAGACAAAUUAAGCAGAAGGCUUCAAGUCGUCGUUGUUAUUGAUCCCCCCUUUGUGAUUCGWAGCAAGGAUGGAAAGCUCCAGGGGUUCAGUAUAGACUUGAUACACAUGAUUGCAAAAAAGCUGAAAUUCCGAUAUGAUUUAUACUUGAGUCCUGAUGGUCUAUAUGGUGGGAAAAAUCCUGAUGGAAGYUACAAUGGGAUUGURGGACAGCUUUCGAAAGGGCUUGCAGACAUGUCAACAUCUCCACUGACGAUCACCUCUGAGCGUCUACCAAUUCUAGAGUUCAGUAAGCCCUUUAUGCAGUUUACAAUGAGCCUCAUUACCAAGAAACUUGACUYAGACAGUCAAGACCUGAUGGCGUUUAUGCUGCCGUAUUCCUCCACUGUGUGGUUUUUGACUCUAGCUUCACUAGUCGUGGUCACAGCUUUAAUGUACGUAGUUAACUACAUCAGUCCUUAUGGAUUUAAGAAGUCAAAGAGAUCAAAGAACAACGAGGCUUUUAAYUUGUUCAAUAGUCUGUGGUUCUGUCUUGCUUCAAUGUUACAGCAAGGCGCUGACAAUACUCCAAGAUCUUUAUCGGGUCGUGCCUUGGCAGGUUGCUUUUGGUUUUUUAUCCUUAUCUGGAUUUCUACGUACACKGCAAACCUGGCUGCGUUUUUCACUGUACGRAACGCAAGCAAAGCCGUAAGCACUCUWGAAGAAGUAGUUGAAGGAGAUUUUUCAUUCUAUAUCAUUCGAGAUACUUCUCUUCAUCAUUUCUUUCGUGCGGCAAGCUAUCAGACGUACCGUAAACUAUAUCAGCGCGUUACCGCACAGCAAACGUUUGUGAAUUCGACCACUGAUGGCUAUAGCAUUGCAAGGAAGAUCAAGAAUGCAGUUUUCAUGGCGGAGAAGCCGUCAACUGAGUAUGUUAUCAUGCAGGAGCCMUGUGAUCUCACAGCAGCAAGUGGUCUACUUGGUGCGAGUAGUUACGGAAUUGCCAUGCCAAAGUAUUAUCCCUACGCACGUAACGUAUCCGUAGCAGUACUACAACUACACGAAAAUGGAGAAUUGGAUUCCCUGUGGCGUAAAUGGUGGGAUAAUCGUAGUCAGUGUCCAAAAGAACAGUCACGAUCAGCUAUUGGAACUGGCAAGCAAAUAGAAUUGGAUAACAUGGUUGGUGUGUACAUGGUGCUUGCAACUGGYGGCAUUUCCUCCAUUGUACUUGUACUGGGCGAGAUAUUCUGGAACAAACAUGGCCGUUAUGUUAAAAAUUUAUUCAAAAAUGAGUUUGGUUCAUUCGGGUUGGCAAAUCAUCAAUCUUCUCAGCCAGACUCUUCCAAUAUCCCUGUAUUGCGAGUUGAAUCAAGAACAACGGUCUUAUAGAUCGCUAAAGUUCACGUCUUCAUUACUAUGUGCCUAUAUGGACCACUAAGGACCUUGAUGGACCAAGCAGGAUCUCAACAUUCAAGCAAAAAACCUAUUAUGUUUAAAUGCCUUCUUCUGUGGCUUACGUGAAUAUUUGAAAUAAGUAUACCUUGUAUCAAGGUAGCACUGUGAACUGCACUAACAUGUGCUCRCUUCCAAAUAAUAUUCCACAUAAUUAGCAAGUGCAUGUGAUUUAUAUGUAACAAUAGCAUCAGUGCGUGUUAGGACAGGCAUUGUAAAACUGAAGGUGAAACUGUGCUUCAAGCAUCCCCUGCACUAAGAGAAAAUACACGGCCGAGCACGUUGUCUGUUUGUGCUUGUUUCGGAUAAAGAGCUACAUUUUCCAGAGGUUGCCCGCUUAUGGUAGACUCUAAAAUUUAUUGACUAUCAAAACUUGCUCUUGAGUAGAAUUCUCAGUCUUGUUCUUUGCAAUUUUUACCGGACAAAAUGGCGGAAAGUAAAAUUUGCCUAUCGGCGAGCAAGCUCUAACAGAGAGCCUUUCUAUUAGGUGUGACUGAUUAGACAAUUAUGUCACUUUCUAAAACUCAUGAAUUAUUCAUUAGACAUUCUUCCAAUGAGCAUUCAACUAUGGGUCACAUGACAGGAUCUAUAACUCAAGUUAAAAACACUGAUUAAUUAAACAUGAGUUUUAUAACUAACUGAUUCAGUUAGUUAUAACACUCAUGCAUAAAACAUCAGUGAUGUAACUGAUUUACAGACACUCGAUGUGUGCCAAACACUAGAAAAGUUCUCAGUUUUAGACUUUCAUCAUAGAACGUCACUAGGCCUCGAGUUGAAAUUACUUAUUUGCAGAGUCACAGUACACAUAGUGGCGCUUGGAUUUGGAAAACCAAGUUGAUUACUGCUCAUGCUCAGAUGGAGAUAUCUUCAUCAAUUAUUCAUU
Molecule: messenger RNA, 3756 nt
Organism: Exaiptasia diaphana
Lineage: Eukaryota; Metazoa; Cnidaria; Anthozoa; Actiniaria; Aiptasiidae
Product: glutamate receptor 4
Exons: 17
Coding region: 204-2810 (868 amino acids)
Biological process (GO): synaptic transmission, glutamatergic; modulation of chemical synaptic transmission; methylation
Cellular component (GO): postsynaptic membrane; plasma membrane
Molecular function (GO): methyltransferase activity; nucleic acid binding; transmitter-gated monoatomic ion channel activity involved in regulation of postsynaptic membrane potential
Source: RefSeq, a predicted model, not a curated record